Molecule: messenger RNA, 2935 nt
Organism: Paraphaeosphaeria sporulosa
Lineage: Eukaryota; Fungi; Ascomycota; Dothideomycetes; Pleosporales; Didymosphaeriaceae
Exons: 2
Coding region: 169-2481 (770 amino acids)
Biological process (GO): tRNA processing
Molecular function (GO): ligase activity, forming carbon-nitrogen bonds; ATP binding
Source: RefSeq, a predicted model, not a curated record
GGAAAAUUCUAGACGGAUGAGAAGCGUCGGGGCCCGUGCGCUUUCCGAAGCUCCUCAGACCUCGGAACCGCAUCGCGCGUCUGUGGCUGCCAUAUCCUUGUACGCCAUCUCGACUUCUGCGUCGCGCAUCGUUGCUGCGCGGUCGAUGCUGCCGCUCGGCUCACGUUUAUGUGGACGCGGAAUGCCGCCUGCCUGCGGAGCUGCUGCUCUGCUCUUGCCCGCGGUGGACGCGCGCGGCGAGCAGAUGAGCCCAGAAGACGCGUUCGCGACGCCAUUGCGUCCUCACAUGCCGUCCUUCGACGGCAUGCACAUGCACACCAUGGCCCGCUGAAGGCCGAGGGCGCCAUUGGAGACGCUGAGUUUCUUGGAGCGCUGCGGCAGGUGCUGCCCGUGGAAAAGCUCCAGCCAACGUCGGCACCAGUUGGCCUUGCUGUCAGCGGAGGCGUCGAUUCCAUGGCCAUUGCGACGCUGUAUUCGAGAUGCAAGCAGUCCCACCGCCUACCCGACCUGCAUGGAAUCAUUGUCGACCACAAAGCGAGGCCGGGAAGUGGUCAAGAAGCGCAGUGGGUUGCAGAGCAGCUCGCGACCCUGGGCGUCAAGUCUACCAUAAUCCCAAUGGUGUGGCCCGAGGGCUUUGACCUUCAUACAUCCACCAGAUUCGAAGCUGAGGCACGUAAACGGCGAUACGAAGCACUGGGGAAGACAUGCAGAGACAAAGGCAUCGGGUCGUUGAUCAUGGGCCAGCACAAAGACGACCAAGCAGAGACACUCUUGAUGCGCUUGAGCUCGAACCGCCACAGGUCCGGGCUCGCGGCCACGACACGCAUCGGAUGGAUCCCAGAGUGCUUCGGUGUCCAUGGCGUGUACCACAGUGGCAGUCCUGCAUCGGACAAGAGUUCUGUAGCUCCGUUCUUUGAGCAUGGCGGCAUGCAAGUUCUGCGACCGAUGCUGGACUUUGAGAAGAGCAGGCUGAUUGCGACGUGCGAGAUGCACAGCACCCGUUGGGCAGAAGACGCGACGAACCACGACAGAACGCUCACGGCACGCAACGCUGUCCGUUAUAUCCUGCGAAAUCAUAAGCUUCCGGAGGCCCUCUCAAAAGACUCGGUCGUUUCGGUCGGCCAGAGUGUCCAAUCCCGGCUCGAGAAGCACAAGGCCGCCGCCGCAGCGCUUUAUAGCUCUUGUGACUUCAAGUUGGACAUCCAGACCGGCUCCCUCGUCGUACGCUUUCCACCCGUAGAGGCCUUCUUCCCAGAUUCAGAUCCCGACCAUGUUCCGUCGCCAUCAGAGAAGCUGCAAGCCCGCGCCACAGCCCAAUAUCUUGUCGAAGCCUUCCUCAGACUUAUUUCCCCCAGAGAACACCUCAUCCUCGAAACUAUCGCAAACUCCGUAACCUGGUUCUGGCCAUCCCUCCACCCAGACAAUCUCCCACCCCGCACAUGCCAGUACAAUUCCACCAACGACUGCCUCUUCUCCCACGUCUCCCACGUCUCCCAGAACCAGGACGACCCAAGCACCAAGCACCUCGGCCCAUGGUGCGUCUCCCGCCAGCCUCCCUCAGGGCCAAACUUCGCAAACAUCCGCGAGGUCUUCCCACCCAGCCAGACCUCAGACUGGCGCCUCUUCGACGGCCGCUACUGGAUCCGCGUACACAACCACACAACCCGUCCUAUUACCCUGCGUUUCCUCAAGGACACGAAGCUGGAAGCACUGAUGCGGCUCGACCCCACCGUCAAGGGCUACCGCAACUUGCUCGACUCGGGCUUCGACGCGCGCGCCUCCGACCGAAGGAGGCACCUGCGCGCCGCCCUCGAGGCCAUCAAACCGCACCGCCUCCGGCGCCACCUUCCUGCGCUCUUCCUCGAGCCAGAGCUCGAAGGCGGCGACCCUGAGCUCCUCGCGCUCCCCACGCUGCAAGCCAGCCCCGACCCCAACGACCCCAGCGACCACUGGGAGUGUCGCUGGGAAAUCAGAUACAAGAAAGUAGAUCCCGGUGCAGGGCGGUGUCUGGACGACAUCGCUACGCGCCCCGUGUUCCACCCGCUCGAAUCCGACCCCCUGACGCUCGAGCAGGAAGCCACCAGAGCGCAGCUCGAUGCGCUGGGGCUUCUCAACUCCAUCCCCGAGCCCAGGGACCUAGCGCAGGAGAAGAGGGACAAGAAGAAGAGAUAUCGAGAGCGGAAGAAACUCCACAGAGAGCAAGGGAAAAAGGACAAUGAGCACGCCACACAUCAGCAGCUGGCGCACGACCAGGGCGUGCUCCUGACCCAGGACAUGCGCGAGAUGCUGCACAUGUCUACUGCGGAGGAGAAGGGGAAGGGCAAGUCGAAAUCGAUCGCGUGGGGGGCGGACGUGGGGCUGGUGAAGGAUCGCGACGAAAACGGCGAGCACAUUGUGCGAUGGAAGGGAUUGCCGCCCCCGGUCGCGGUGAAGAGGCUGGUUCCGACGAAGGUGUGGCGGAGGACGUGGUGCAGCGAUUAAGCAACCAACAUGGGACUCGCUUUAGCCUCAGCGACAACGGUCAUCAAGAGCUUGCUUUUGGCGCGGAUGUGGAAACAGGAUAAAGGGGUCAUUGCCCUGGCUGCGCGCAGGCGAAGUCGCCAGGUGUUGUGCGGAUUUUGUGCGAUGAAUUGUCCACGACUUCUCGCGUCAUACAUAUUCUUGAUAUGUGUCUUCGUCAUCCGAAUGCAGGCACAGGAGCGUGCAAUCGUCGAAAGAGACGGACGGAACGCGCCUCCCGAAUAUAUACACCGAGAAUUUCAUAUGAGGUGUAUCAACGCCCUCACGCCCACGCACACCGUUCUUAUCUCUCCCAGACCAAACCAAAUUCAACACCGCGCCCACUCCCUACGUUGGCACACUGCCUACCAACUCUCUCCAAACCUCACACCUCUCCCCCCGUCCUCCUUCCCACCCCCACGCCCCCACAACCCCA